GGUUUGGAGCCUUUUUUUGCUUAGGUUUUCUUCUAUCGAAAUAAUCGUUGUGCGGUAAUUUUCAGAUGUACCCGCGCCGCGCAAUUCCGUAAAAUUGACAAAUCAAAUAAAUCGCUAACACCCUUUUUGCCACAGUUAUGUUGAAUUUACUGCUAGCGUUAUGCUAUGCUUCGCCGAGGCAAGAAAGAAGAUUCCCUGACGACUUUCUCUUUGGUACUGCUACUGCGUCAUACCAGAUAGAAGGAGGAUGGAACGCUGAUGGAAAAGGAGAAAAUAUUUGGGAUCGCAUGACCCACACAAACCCUGACGUAAUAAAAGACAAAAGUAAUGGCGAUGAAGCAGGCGACACGUACAACAAUUAUGCUAGAGAUGUGGAAAUGAUGAGAGAACUUGGCUUGGAUGCAUACAGAUUCUCACUAUCCUGGGCCAGAAUACUACCUAACGGCUUAGCCAAUCAAAUCAAUGAACCUGGGGUUGAAUUCUAUAAUAACUACAUCAACGAAAUGCUGAAGUACAACAUUACUCCCAUGAUAACUCUUUACCAUUGGGAUUUACCGCAAAAAAUCCAAGACCUUGGAGGUUUCUUAAGUCCAAUAUUCCCAGAAUUUUUUGAAGAUUACGCAAGAGUUGUUUUUGAGAGGUUUGGCGAUAGAGUAAAACAUUGGAUAACUUUUAAUGAACCGAGAGAGAUAUGUUAUGAAGGCUAUGGUUCCAGUACUAAAGCUCCAAUUCUAAAUGCCACAGAUGUUGGAACAUACAUGUGUGCCAAACACUUGGUUUUAGCUCAUGCCAGAGCUUAUCAUGCUUAUGAUAAAGAUUACCGCAGCGACCAGGGUGGUGUUUGUGGAAUUACAAUAAGUGUCAAUUGGUUUGGCCCGUUAACAGAUUCUGAAGAGGAUAAUUUUGCAGCAGAGAUACAGCGACAGGCAGAGUGGGGAAUAUACGCUGAACCAAUUUUCUCCGAAGAAGGAGGUUUUCCAAAAGAGUUUGCCGAGAGAGUCGCCAAGAACAGUGAAGAACAAGGCUACCCUAGAUCUCGAAUGCCAGAAUUUAGUCCAGAAGAAAUAGAAUUCGUUCGUGGCUCUGCAGAUUUCUUUGGAGUAAAUCACUAUACGGCAUUCUUAAUAUCAGCCGCUGAGCACAAACAAUGGUAUCCUAUGCCUUCAUUAUAUACUGAUACCGAUGUUGGGACUUACAGACCACCUGAAUGGGCUUCAGCGGCAUCUUCCUGGUUGAAGCUUGCACCCAACAGUAUUUUUAACGCACUUACCCAUCUUAGGAACAAAUACAACGACCCAGUGUUCUACAUCACAGAAAAUGGCUGGUCGCAACCCCCUGGUGCCGGUUUGGAAGAUGAUGAUAGAAUAACGUACUACAGAGCAGCACUUAACAGCGUGCUGGAUAGCUUGGAGGCGGGAGUCAAUCUUAAGGGUUACAUGGCGUGGAGUCUUCUUGAUAACUUUGAGUGGAUGGAAGGAUACACGGAACGGUUUGGCCUGUACGAAGUAGAUUUCGAAUCUUCAGAGAAGACGCGCACUCCAAGGAAAUCCGCAUUCAUUUACAAGGAGAUUAUUCGAAGCCGCACUAUUGAUCCUGAAUACGAACCACCCACCCGAACUAUGUGGAUUGAUGAAGGACAUUAAAUUGACUAUAAUUAAAUUAAUUUUAACUUAUUAAAUUAUGACGUUUAAAA
This is a messenger RNA of Leptidea sinapis, 1693 nucleotides long. Its product is annotated as myrosinase 1-like. The record is from RefSeq and is a predicted model, not a curated record. Gene Ontology annotation, molecular function: beta-glucosidase activity. Bases 138 to 1643 code for a protein of 501 amino acids. NCBI's taxonomy places the organism in Eukaryota, Metazoa, Arthropoda, Insecta, Lepidoptera, Pieridae. The transcript has 6 exons. Gene Ontology annotation, biological process: carbohydrate metabolic process.